ACCACCGGCGAGCGAACACAGACAGUCGCUGUUGACCUCUGCUCCGUCUGUUUAAUCCGCCGAAAGCCGUUGCAGUGAAGAGUUUGUGCGCACACGCGUCUUCGCUUCGCUUUAUCAUAAUCAGCAGCCAUCAGCCGGACAGUUGACUUGUGCUGUGGGCCGGGAGGGGUCUAACUGAGCCAUCGCGUUGGACCAUUAAAUUUAAUGCCGCGGAUGAAAGUGAUUUGCGCUGCUCGUUUACCAAGUGUACUAUACUUUACGCGUUUGCUUGCGGCUCGUGCACAGAGCAGACCUCGGUUUGAAUUGCAUCCACAGUCUAUAAUUACCUAUCUAUAUAAACUGAACAGUUAAAACUACUUAUUCAAAAUGGGAAAUGCAGGAUACACAUGCAUUCGAAGGACGUUCUGUUGGCUAAAUAUAAUUUUAUGGCUUUGCAGCUGUGCUUUCUUGGGUGUCGGCGUGUGGCUGCGUCUGUCGUACGAGGGCUACGCCACGCUGCUGCCCGAUCACCAGGUCUUGAGCGCAGACUCGAUUUUCUUAGCGAUCGGUGUGAUCGGCUUUGUUGUAUCAUUCUUCGGCUGUUGCGGCGCUUGGGUGCAAUCGCGUUGUCUCUUGGUGUUGUACUUCCUGCUGAUUGUCAUGCUUUUCUUGAGUGAAUUCCUAAUCGGUGCGAUUGCUUUCCUGUUCCGCGGCGGUUUGGGACGCACCUUUGCCAACGAAUUGCGUUUCGGUAUCGAACGUCAUUAUAAUGCAUCUGAUCGUGGCAGUUUGAUUGCGCCAUCUGUCGCCGCGAUCUGGGAUAGUGUGCAACAAUCUUUCGAAUGUUGCGGAGUGUCCUCUUAUGAAGAUUGGUAUGAUAUUCAGUCGUGGAGCGGCAAACGUUGGGUGCCUGAAUCGUGCUGCCGGCCCUCGGAGGCGCGUAGCUUGUUGACGGAGGGAUCUGGAGAUAGUUUUCUGCGAGUUGAUUGUGGAAAAUCCGAAAAUCCCGCGCUUUGGUGGAGUAAAGGCUGCGCCCACUCCCUGCAAGCCUGGUUCCAGGGGCAGCUGAAUAUCGUCGGCGCUGUUGGUUUGGGCAUUGCAUUCGUUCAACUCUUCGGCUUAAUUACAUCGAUGCUUCUGUUCUGCACCGUUAAACAUAAACGUGAAACUGAGACAUACAAAUCCUAUUCGCCAUCGAUUGAUCCGCAGACCCGAACGAGUAGCUGGGAGGACUGAAGCCGACUUUAGCAGCGUGCUAAGAGCAACGAUAGUAUUCUUAUCAUAUCUUAUUGAUUAAAGACAUUUAAUUAAGAUAUUUAUAUAACACGAAUUUGAUGCAAUGAAAAACGAAUAGCAUAAGUAACUAAAAUACUUGAUAAAUGUAUUUAGUAGUAAACAAAAAAAAAAACAACAAGAUAUGUUUAGUCAUACAAUUUUUGCUAACUUGUAUGCAAAGUGUGCCAAAAAUAUUUGUUAAGUGUCUUACCCUGUUUGGCGUAGGCAAUUGUAGGCUAUUUAUUAUAGGAUACUCUUUAAUGUGCGAGAGCAAUACUCAAUCUUUCUGGAAAAACAAGUGAACGGGCGACGAAAUUUAUUUAAAUCAACUGCAUAAACUGCCAGUUAAGAUACGUAAUAGAUAUUUGCAACAAAAGACGAGUAUUAUUAAAAAUCUAUGUUUAAACUCUUUAUAGCGUUGAUCUAGUGGGUUUCAAAAGUAAAUUGAAUUACUAGAUUUAUAAGUGUAGAAUUGGACUUUAAAGUGCGUUUUAAUAUUAAGUAAUAUGCAAAGCACCAAUUUGAUAUAAGUUGUCUUCAAUUUGUUAAAACUUGGAAAGUGGCGAAUCGAAAAAACAACUGUUAUAAUCAAAUAGGAAUAAGAAAUAAGGAAUAUAAAUAAGUUAUAUCAGUUAAAUUAGA
Molecule: messenger RNA, 1896 nt
Organism: Bactrocera tryoni
Lineage: Eukaryota; Metazoa; Arthropoda; Insecta; Diptera; Tephritidae
Product: tetraspanin-9
Exons: 6
Coding region: 367-1215 (282 amino acids)
Cellular component (GO): membrane
Source: RefSeq, a predicted model, not a curated record